UGGACAUCAAGGGUUUGCACGACGACUUUCAAGUUCUGUUAGCUGAUGCAGCUUGCGCAGGAAACUGCUCACCGUGGCGGAAGCACUGCAUCUGCUCUUUCCGAUCGAACUUGCAAUGAUGCUGGCGAAACUGCUGUAGUAAAGGCUGUGGAACUGCAAAGCGAAGCACAGCCUAUUGUCAUAUAUAUAUAUGAAAGCGCGAAUGUGAACACUUUGUUGCGAAACGGCUGUCGCUCCACACCGACAUAUGCCCCGCUAGGCUUCACCGCAACAAACACAACAACGCCGGGGCUGUAACAGGUCACAAGAAGGCUCCCAAGGCUGAACCCAGAAGGAAUUGGAAGGCCACAGGCUAACGAGGCCUCCAUUCCAGUCAAGUGAAAUACCGUGAAAGUCUUAGUCAAGGAGAAUCAGCGCCCUGCUGGGAAAUGAAUGCCGUAGGGGUGUCGAGUGACCAAG
Mycena citricolor is the source of this 459-nucleotide messenger RNA. Lineage: Eukaryota; Fungi; Basidiomycota; Agaricomycetes; Agaricales; Mycenaceae. The record is from the annotation of a GenBank genome assembly.